Molecule: messenger RNA, 1220 nt
Organism: Lobosporangium transversale
Lineage: Eukaryota; Fungi; Mortierellomycota; Mortierellomycetes; Mortierellales; Mortierellaceae
Product: triose-phosphate transporter family-domain-containing protein
Exons: 3
Coding region: 95-1099 (334 amino acids)
Cellular component (GO): Golgi apparatus
Molecular function (GO): antiporter activity
Source: RefSeq, a predicted model, not a curated record
AAAAAUAGUGAUGUAAUAAACUGAAGCCCAGUUACAAAUUCCUGUGCCACCAAGGAGAUCCAUUAAUUUUUGCAUUUCCUUAUUCCAUUACACCAUGUCAUCAUCUACAGAUCGGGAGGAUAAAUUCUUGCCAUCACCGGCGGUGCAUCGGACGCCACAACAGCAUGCGUUAUCCAAGAUUGUCUCAGCCAUUGCAUUCUACUGGAUUGCAUCUCUAUCAGUUGUAUUCUUGAAUAAGACUAUCCUGUCUGGAUCAGAAUUUAAGUUCCCAUUCCCGCUCUUCGUUACCCUCUUCCAGCUAGUUGUUGCGUUGAUAUUACUAGUUGUCUCUGGGCAUCUUGGCAAGCGUAAUCGGACUUUCUCUAUGGUCCCUCCAUUUGAAUUUGAUCCAGAAGUAGCCCGAAAAAUUGCACCUCUUUCGGUCGUCUAUGUGUUAAUGUUGACACUUAAUAACUUGUGUCUCCAACUGGUGGAGGUGACAUUCUAUCAAGUGGCUCGUUCACUUUCCAUCUUUUUCAAUAUCCUCUUCACAUUUACGAUGCUCCGUCAGACGACUUCGCCAGCGGCAGUGUUUUCCUGCGCAAUUGUGGUUUUAGGCUUUUUUGUAGGAUCCUAUGGAGAAACCAAUUUCUCGUGGCCAGGAUUGUUGGCGGGUGUUGGAUCCAGUAUUUUUGUGGCAUUGUAUGGCAUCUAUGUAAAGAAGACUCUGGCACUUGUAGAUAACAAUCAGUGGAAACUGCUACAUUACAACACCUCGAUUUCCAUCUUGUUGUUGUUGCCACUUGUCCUAUUUUCGGGCGAACUGAGUGAGAUUUGGGCUGAAGUUUACUUUUUGGGUGAUUUAGGAUUCUGGUUUUUGAUGACUCUUACUGGCGUAGCAGGGUUUUUGAUUAAUACAGCCAUGUUCCUACAGAUUAAGUAUACAACCGCGUUGACCAAUACGAUCUCUGGAACUGCUAAAUCCUGUGUCCAGACAUUGUUAGCCAUGGUAUUCUACCAGAACCCUAUUUCUGCAAUGAAUGGGUUCGGCAUUUUCUUGAGUUUAUUCGGCUCAGGAUUGUACUCUUGGGUGCGCUACACAGAAAUGCAACGCAAAUAACGGCCUUGCGUUAUAAUUUACCCAUUUUUUCUGAGAUGCAAAAGUAAUUCAUAUCCGUUGUUCUCUUUUAUGUGGCAGGAGUAUUAAAUAAACAAUAUGGCAGAACAGCGUUUGCAUUUAA